AGCUUUUUCAGCUACACUGACUGUAUAUCUUAGAAUGUUAUAAAAUGUCAAUAAUCGCCAUCACUGUCUUAAAAAGAAAGGCAGGUUAAUUUUCAAUCAUGGAGGAUCACGUCAUGGAGUCAGACGACAAUAAACAAACUGUUUCAAAAAGUAAUAACAAACAGUGGGUGAAGUUAAAUGUAGGUGGUACAUAUUUUUUAACAACCAAAACAACAUUGGCAAGAGACCCUAACUCUUUUUUGUAUAGACUGAUACAGGAAGAUAGUGAUCUAAUUUCAGAUAAAGAUGAGACAGGAGCUUAUUUAAUAGACAGGGACCCCAAUUACUUUUCCCCUGUAUUAAAUUACCUUAGGCAUGGAAAACUGGUAAUUAACAAAGGUCUAGCAGAAGAAGGUGUCUUAGAAGAAGCAGAAUUUUAUAAUAUUGCUGAAUUAAUUACUUUAGUUAAGAGGAGAAUUCUGCAUAGAGAAAGCAAACCUAGUAAAGAUGGUAAAAAACAUGUUUAUAGGGUUUUACAAUGCCAUGAAGAUGAAUUAACACAGAUGGUAUCAACAAUGUCAGAUGGCUGGAAGUUUGAACAACUAAUAAAUAUUGGUUCCCAAUACAACUAUAAUGCUGACGAACAUGCAGAGUUCUUAUGUGUAGUAAGCAGAGAAUGUGGUAUACCAGAUUGUCCAGAAAUCAAGAGUGACCGGGAAGACAGAGCUAAGGUGUUGCAGCAAAAGGGUUCUAGAAUGUAGAGUGUAAAAUGUACUAGAGGUCAGGGAGAUCAUUUAAGCUAAGAACCUAUACAGAUCAUAUCAAUAACUUUUCCGAAGUUUUAUUUUUUAUUUCAUUUCAUUGGUGAAAUUAUGACAACCUGCUGUUUCAAGUAAUGUAACUGUUAAUUAUUUUCUUAAUAACAUCUAUUUGGCGAAUAAAUCAUUUAAUAUUAAAUAUGUAGAAUAUAUACUUCUUGCAAUAUAUUUGAUCUCAGAUUUAUUCCCUAAUGACAAAAAUUAACAGACACAGAAAUAACGAAGUUUUGGUCUUUCUGUCCUCCUUCAAUUUGUAUUGUAUACAAUAUUAUUGUUUCUGCCAUUCAUAGUUUAUCAAUAUAAUAUGGUGAUGCCAUAGUCUGCCAAAUAUAUAAAGGUAGAUAUUUCAGAAUAAAUUUUUCUUUAAAUAUAUGCCUUAUAUCAUGCUCUUUAAUUUCUUUUUAAGCUUCUGAAUAUUAAUACCAACUUUUAGCAGUAUUUUGUUACAUUUUAAACUGCAUUUAUAAAGUUAUUGUGAUAUGGUCUGAAUAGGUAUAGAACAUUGGCAUAUGAUCAAGAAAUUAUUAAAGAAGAUUGUGUCUAGAUGGGUUUUCUACAGUUGCAUUUAUAUAAUCUUAAUUUGUACAAAAUAUGUGAGAAUGUCCUAGAUAUUGGCCUCUACGGUUAAUUUUAUUUGGAUAUUCCUUCUCUUUUAAGUGCUUUAUUUAACCUCUUAUAUAGUAUAGUUGGGUUAAUAUUUAAAAGUGUUGUUGCAGUUCUAUUGUGACACCAGUUAUUUAAUAUUGGCUCAGAUACAUGUCUUCUUUGAUUGAAUGCUGCUAGGGGAUUGAAAGUGUAAUGAACAUUUGUGUCUAAUAUUAGUAAAUAUGGGAAAUGAGUCAAUAUAAUACAAUAAAUAAGUAUUAUGAACAUACAUUGGCAACCUUUUCAUCAUUUGAAACAUUUAUUUACAGAAGCGAAGCUUCUAUACUCAAGUGUUGUAUCAAUCGCGAUUGAUUCGUUCGUUUUGAUUCAAUCACUCCAAAGUAUUAAACGACCAAAUUUGCUAUAGUCCAUUUCCAUCA
Molecule: messenger RNA, 1822 nt
Organism: Diabrotica balteata
Lineage: Eukaryota; Metazoa; Arthropoda; Insecta; Coleoptera; Chrysomelidae
Source: the annotation of a GenBank genome assembly